This is a messenger RNA of Aspergillus alliaceus, 1089 nucleotides long. RefSeq lists its product as uncharacterized. NCBI's taxonomy places the organism in Eukaryota, Fungi, Ascomycota, Eurotiomycetes, Eurotiales, Aspergillaceae. The record is from RefSeq and is a predicted model, not a curated record. The coding region runs from base 441 to 659 and encodes 72 amino acids. The transcript has 2 exons.
GCAGUAUCUUAUCCAGUCUCACGCUACCUCAAGCCAUUCCUACCUUCUCCCCUCCAAACCACCGAGUUACAGCACAUCAUUAAAAAGGGGUUGCCAAGAUCCACACCCUUCAUUCCGUUCCUACUCAAGCCCAGACCGCUAGCAGCUGGCAUGUCUCAGUGAUGUACGGCCGCCAUAGCUCGGCCAUUUUUGUGGGGUCAAUACCAGAUCAAAAGUAAUCCCUCACCCUACAACGCUAAGUCUAAUACAUCGCCGAUUGGGUAGAACGCCCGGUCAGUGUCGUGGUGGCUGAGCUUCCUUUUGAAGCUGACCAACAUACUCGAGUAUAAAUACGGAACGUCUGUCUUCCCCCAAUACGUUCUGCUCCUUGCAACACGCCGCUUCAAAAGACUUCUCUAUUUACUCUUAGCCAGGAGAGCCAAACUUAGGCCACUACCAAUAUGCAGAUCAUUUCUAUCCUCUCUUUGCUUCUGCCUCUUGCAGUUACCGUUUCUGCAAGGCAUGAAAUUGGUGAACAGUGCAGUGGAAGUGGCUAUGACUGCACGGCAACCUCGAAUGAGAUUGUAGUCUGCAAUGGCUACCAAUGGCAGCUUGCUGCGAAAUGUGGAAACGGGUGCUGUGUGUGGCCAGGUACCCCCGCGCCUUACUGCGCCUGCUAAAACAAAGUCCGCCAGGGGAUUCUUGUCUCCGAUCUAUUCCUGACGUGUUUACUUUAUUCUGGUUGCCCUAAUCUGUCUUCUGCUUCUUGUGGUGGAGUGUCGAGGUCCGUAACGUGAAAGGGCUCAGCUUAUAAAGAAGGGGAAAAAAUGAGGUGAUUCAUAUGUACGGUGCAUUUUGCCUUAGGAAUCUGCAUCCACACCUGUCCAGAUGGCCUUCAUGGAAUUUUUGCGGGAGGUUGAAAGCUAUAACUCAAGUUUACCAUAAUUUUGAAUCAUUUAGUGUUGCCUCUAGCAAGUUGAACAUGAUAGGAUCAGAGGUAUAUAUGGGGCAAGUGCUUUAAUCACCGGUAGUCCCCUGAGGCACAUUCUAAUAUCAUCUGUGCAACGGUACAACCAAUUAUGUAUAAUCCACUCCAUAUGCCCAAUUUAC